GUGUAUAAACUUUAGUUAUUCGCAAGCCGGCAUCGGAGUCAGACGCUUAAAACAGAUACAGAAUAGUUUUAUUAAAUAUUACAAAUAAAGUAAUCGCGAUUGAAAUCUGUGACUUCCUAUUUUUAAUCAUAAUUUAUUUUAUGAUUUUUAAAAAAAAUUGAUCAUUCAAUUAGUGCUGAGUUAAAUCUAUUUCCAAAUCGUUUUUAGAAAAACCACAAAAUACAAUAAAUUGUGUGACUCAUACCUGUGCCAACUUCAUACGUCUAUAAUGUGCCAAUAAAGUUGUUAAAUGGACAUAAAGUGAAUUAAUAACUACUUGUCAAAUGAAUUUUUAUUGCUGCGCAAAAACAUAUCAAGAAAUUGUGAAUGAAUUUUUCGAGCACACUAGAAUUAAAACUCGUAAAGUUUGACAAGUUCUGAUUCCAAAUAUGAGUAAAAGUCUAAUAAAUUUGAUUCCAUCCAGUAAAAAUUUAACACCUCUAAAAUAGUUGUGGUGUUACUCGUUAUUUUGUGUACUUUAAAUAUAGACAUAAAGGGUGAUUACGACAUUCGAUCGUGCUUUAUCUCUCAUUCGUGAUUUAUUACGUUCGAAAAUCGAUAAAUUUACAAAGAAAAAAAGUCAUUAAUUCCCAUUGACUCAUAAACAACAAAGGAAUAAAAAAAAUAAAUUAAAGAUUAAAAUAGACGUGAUAUGGCAACGACACUUCAAAAGCCACCUCAUCCAUCUCAAAUGGACCCUAGAAUGAGGCGAGCUGUUUAUGCGAAAUAUAGGGAAAUGCUUGUUUCAAAGAAUAAUCAAGCAAACGAAAUGAUUAAGCAAUUACCAGCUUAUAUGGUACGGGAAGAUCGUGGAUUCAAUACGAGCAUCAUCGUUAACGACGUUCCACCUCCACCACCAAUUCCCGGAAAUGUCCCAGCACAACGACUGCAAACACAGAUAUCUGAAGCUCCAGCAUGCGUUCAAAAUGCUAUGAUGACAAAGGAUAAAAAACCAUUUACAUAUACUCCAGGCGGAAUAGAUUUAUCACAAAUUAAAUCGCCAAGAAUGGCGAAAAGAAUAUCCGCAAAUGCAAAUAGUCCAGGAAUAACAAAUACUCCGAAAGUUUCACCUUUAGCUCAGUUAAAUAAUAAUGGAAAUAAUUCUCCGUUGAUUCAGACUCCAAAAACACCACAAUCAGCUGGAAUACCCCCUCCACCUCCACCCCCAUCCUCAAUGGGAUCAUUAGCAAUGGGUAUGCCGUUCCAAGUAUUUCCAACUGGCCCACCUCCACCACCAAUACCAACAAAGACACAACAAUUUAAUAAGCCACAAACUAAUGGAACAGCAAAGAAAUCGCCUCAGUCAUUUGAUCCACCUCCGAUGGCAUGCAGGCCAGAAAUUAAGAUUCCAGAAAAUCCAAUGGCUAUUUUACGGAAAGUUCCAAGACCUCAACAGAAAGACGAAUAUUGGAUUCAAGAAUAUGUAGAAGAUAGAGCUAGAAAUUCAGCACCUAACGAAGAGGAAAUAAGACAAUAUAUUUCUAGUCCAACAAUUCAGCAAUAUCAACAGCCAUCACCACCAGAAUUCAUCCCACCAAAACCUUCAUCACCAAUUAUUCAAAAUAUUCAGAAUUAUCAGCCUGCAAAGCCAACAACACCACAAUCUACAGUUCCUCAAUUUUCGCAAAGAAGAUCUCCAAGUCCAAAAGAUCAAAAGGAAGUGAAUAUUCCGAUUCGUAAUUUGAAAUUAGAAGAACAUCGCUCAAGUCCGACGCUCGUUCAAAUAAAUCGAUCAUCUCCAGUCACACAACAGCAACAACAGUCACAAAUUUCAUCAUCAUCAUCACCAGUGACCGUAAAAAAUGUCAUUUUUGAACCAAUUCAGCAAAACAAUUUUAAUAAACAAGCUCAGAAUUAUCAACCGCCUGUUCAAAAUUAUCAACAACCAAUACAGCAACCACAAGGUGGCAGAAAAAUCAUUUUAAGCACAAUGCCAAAUCGUCCGCAGCAGCAGCAACAACAGGCAACACAACCUUUGGGUUCGCUCUAUAUCCCACCACCAAACAUCGAUGAUAAGCAACAACUAUUAAAUCAAUUAAGUCCCCCAUGGAUGUCUACUAAGCAAAUGUCACUUGAUACACCCGAAUGGGUUAAUAGAGAUGAAGUUGAUAAUUUAUUUCAACAAAGCCGCAAUAUAAGCAUGCCGCAACAAUUAGCAACAGGUCCUAAAGAACACGUUAUACCAAUUUCUUUUGAAAAGUCGCCAACAUUGGCUUCAGCAAUGCCAAACUUUGGUCCAACUCCAUUUUAUGGUACACCACAGCAUCACAUAAAUUCAGUCAUAACACCUAAAGUUGAUCCAAAUGCUAACAAGUUUGUGAAUCAAGGCUAUAACAAUAUCGAUUAUCCACAACAGCAGUCAGCAAGGUCUUUUAUUCAAAGGCCACAACAACCAGCUGGCACGAGAAUUAUUCCUAUUCAAGUUGAAGGUACACAGCCAAAUGAGAAUACGAUCGUUAUUCAAAGUGAAAGUGGAAAUUAUAAAUAUACAAUCCACAACGUUCCACUUGAAGCUCUUUUAAAGUAUAAAAUGAGUAAACUAAGUGAUCCUCGAUCACCAGCAAGUCCAAGAGUAAUUGCUGGUGGACCAACGCAAUCGCGUUCCUUUAAAAUUCUUCAACAAGUAACUGGAACAUUGGGAGAUGAGUCAGAUGACAACAGCAAUGAAAGUAAGCUUAAAAAUAACAAAGACGAUGAUGAAGAAUCAAUGCCAAUGCAAGAACAAAGACCAAUUUUCUCUCGUACAUUAGGACCUAAUGAUAUGAAUGAGAGUCAAUUAAAACGCAUGCAAUUAUCUGAAAAUGAUAGAGCAUUUAUGAAUCGUGUUAAAACACAAGUUGAUGAAGAAGUUUUUCUUCAUUCCGAAAGUGAUCCACGAUAUAGAGGCUCCGCUAUACCAUCGAAAGCUUUUAAAUGCUUACAAAAAAUGACUGAUGGUUCGCAUAGCUUUAACAAUAACGAAAACAAUGCACAUGCUGCUCCAGCGGGACGUAAAGCUCAGAGAAAUGUGCAAGAUGAAGCCAUUGACAUGCAAGCGCGCGAUCAAGGAUUAUAUCAAAGUAAUGCAAUGCCUAGUCGUUCUUUUAAAAUGCAUCAAGUCCAGCCUGAAAAUGCCGACGAUAAUUUUAAUGAUAACUCAGACAUUGAAGGUAAUUCCUAUUCGAAGAUUGGUAAUAAUUUCUAUAACAAUUAUCAUAGUUGUAAUAGUUAUCCAUUUAAUUGUCAAAAUUGUCACAAUAAUCUACCAAAUAAUACCUAUCAUUGUACAGUCCCCCAAACGCCACAAAUGUAUCCGCCAUAUAUGAUGCCACCUCAAUAUGCUGCCCUUUAUGAUUGGUAUGACCCACAAAAUAAUCCUUGGGCUGCAUAUUACUAUCAAAUGGGCUAUGAUCCUAAUUACUUCGGUUAUAUGCCACCUCCACCUAUGCCAAGUCAUUCACGAAGUCAGACACCUCAACCCUCGCAAAUGUCACAAAGUCAACAACAAAGUGGUGUUCCUACGCCAAUGCCAUACUUUUAUCCUCCAUAUCAACCAGUCUUUAUUCUACCUCCUUAUAUGGGAUUUCGACCAAUAUCAGCAUCAAGGGAGACCACACCAUGUUUCUCAGAAGCUGAACGAUACCAAAAUAUGUCAACAGCAAGCGAUGAUAGAAGCAGAAGGGCUGUGAGUUGUACACCAACGUGUUGCCAACAUGCAAAAUCAUUUCAAGUAGAAAAUUUAAGCAACAAAUUUCAUACAUUGGAGGAGCCAUUAACACGAUCUGUUUCAGUACAAAGUGAAAAUCCAAUAUUAAUUAGUGAUUUACCGGAACCGCCUGAAAUUAAGAAAGAAAUGCAUGAAAAUCAACAUGUUGAUUAUCCACUAUCAUAUGAUAUUCAAAGACGAGGAAGUAUUAAAUCAAUUCCAUCUGUUACUAAUAUGAACAUGUAUAAUGAUGAAUGUGAGUUGGAAGAAUUGCAAGCAAAGCCAAUCGUCACAACAUGUGAUGAAGACGAUGAUGUUAGUGUGACUAGUGAUGAUACAACAGAAGUUGAAGAAGAAAUAAGUCAAGAUACAGAGACAGUUGAAAUUCAUUUUCCACAUCAAUUAAGUAUAAUAUAUGAGGAAAAUGAAAGUGCAGCUGCCAAUGAACGGAGAUCAAGUAUCUGUAGUAGAAGCUCUACAUUGAGUGACUGCUCCACAACACUUAUGGAAGAUGAUAAUAUCAGUAUUGAUCAAAGUGGGGAUGAAAUGGAAGAAGAAAAUUCCAAUUCUGUCACAGUCCGAUUGCCUUUGAAAUUCUCAUUUACUAGAAGUAAAGAUAAUAUGGUAAAUACAACAUUGACUGUCGGUGAAAGUGAGAGCGAAGUCACUGAAAUUCAAGAAAAUAUACCCGAAAAAUCGCAAUCACCAAUGCCAAUUGCCAAUUCACAUUCACAUUCUUUAUCAAAUAACAGCUCAGCAAAUGACAUUUCAGUAACAUUCAGUCUAAAAUCAAAAAGUAAAAGCAAAACGCCAGAGCGAUUACUUCCUCCCACACUAUCCACCAUUAAGUGUAAUAGUAUUGCGGAAAAAGAAGACAGUGCAUGUUCUGUUAAUAUUUCGUUGCCAAGAAGAAAAUCAAGAUCUAUUGAAAUUGAGGAAUUUCCCAUACGACUUCGUAGAGAUUCUGAAACGUCUGAAAACUCUCAAAGUCUCAAAGAAGUAUCAGAAAAUUCAUCAGACAAUAAAGUUCACAUUGACAAUAGUCUGUACACAUCUCUAGAUGCACUUGAAGAAAUUAAAAAGGGAAUGGCUGAAAUUACUAACUCAUUAUUCAGUAAAAUUUGUACAUUACGCAAAAGUGCCAUUAAUAUUCCUGAACAUGAGAGAUUUAGAAGCGGGAGCAUAAGUUAUAUUGAUAGCAUUGAAUCAGAUGAUGAAAAUGAGGAUAUACAGAGUGAAAAUAGCAAUAAUAAUAGUGAUGAACUGUCUAAUGAGCCAGAGAAUGAUGUUCAACUUAUUGACUUAGAUGAUUGUCGUGAAAGUCCAAUAAAAUCCCGUGACGCGCCUAUAAACGUCAAUGAUGUUCCUGAAAUACUUCGAAAAGUUUCUAGAAACCUUCAAGAAUUACUUAUGAAUCCUUUAGAGACAAACACAGAUGAUAGAGAAGACUUAAGAGACAUCAAUUAUAAGGAACAGACAAGUUAUUACAAUAAGGACAAUAAAGUUGAGAAUGAAACAUUUGAACCAAAAAUUAUUGAAAUUCUUACCCCAACGAAAGUCUCAAAAGAGCAAUCACCGAUUCCUGCAGAAACUCUUCAAGACUCUCAGGAUACACAAACAGAAGAAGAAGAUGUCGAUUUUUGGAGUCAAAUUGGUGAAAAGAAUCAAGAUAAUGACUACAAAUUAUCAAAGACAUCAACACACUCUAGCAGAUAUUGGUUUGAAUUAGAAACGGAUGAUGGAUUGGAUCCACCAAAAGAUGAUGCAUUUGCUAAAUAUGAAACCAAUGAUAUAACAACGUCCGUAUCAUUUGUGAGCAUAAAUGAUGCAGCUACAGUUGAGAAUGAAGAAAUUGAACACAAUGAAUUUGACUUUUGGCAGAACUAUGACGAGGAUGCUGACUAUGGAACAAAAGCUAAGAAAUUCUUUGAAUCACAAAUGAAAGAUGAUGAAGGAGAUCAAAUGGAUGAAAUGUCGAUUUAUGAGGAUCCUAUUCAACCUGAAGAGGACAACGAAGAUAGUUUAAAGGAACAGAAAAUUAUUGAAUCGAAAAAAAAUACAAUUAAUACAUUCAGCAGCUAUAGUAACUAUGACGAAGAAAAUCAAGAAGAAGUUAAGGUUUUGAGCUUAGAUGAACCAAUGGACUAUCAAAGAUAUGCAGAAACAAUGCAAGAGUCUAUGGAUAAACCAAAGCAAAAUUUAGAAGUCAUUGAAGAAAUUAGUGAAAGCAUUGAUGAUGAACAAGAUAGUAUUGAGCAUACUAAACGACCAGGAACACCAUAUUCAAAAAUCUGGGAAAAUAAAUCUGAGUAUGAUGAUGACAGCGAUACCGAAUCGUGUAAAGCAUUUGAUCAAAUUAACAAAGUGUCUGAUUGUAAUGAGCCAGAGAAUGUUAAGAACACAAUUCAGAUGGCUUCAAAAACACAAGAAAGCAAAGAGCAAAUUUAUGAAAAUGAUGAGCUUGAUAGCGAUGAGGAAUGGACAGAGGAAGAAGUCGAAGUAACUGAUGACGAAAAUAUGAAUAAUAAUGUUCUAGAAAUUAAAAUUGAGCCAAAAUUAGAAGCCAAAAAUUCUUUAGCAUUAAUAAGCACAGAUGAACAGAAAAUUGAUAUUGAAUCUGAAUAUGAAGAAUCGGAAGAAGCAGAAGAAAUUUUGGAACCUCAAAGAACUAGCACAUUUAAUGAAAAAUUCAUAGAUAUAGGUAUUGCAAAAUUAAUGGAACCAAAACAAGAGAAUAAACCAGCAGAAUUAAGAAUAAUUAGUAUGACUGAAGAAAUAAAUGUCGUUGAAAACAAAAAGGUUAACAAAGAUCAAUCAAGUGACAGCGAAAGCGAGGAUGAGAGCGAGGACUUUGAAAAUGAAAACGUUUACCUCAAAACACAACAAAUAGUACAAACUACAAACUCAGUAGCUAAUUCACCAAGUCGAAUACUUAAAGGCAAAUCAUUGGUUAAUGUAAAUUCAUUCAUCAAAUCUGAAAGUGAUAAGGAAGUUAUUAAAGAAAUGAAAGAGAAGAUAGAAUAUGAAGUUGAAUCAAGUGAGACCGAGGACGAAAGUGAGGAAGAGGAUAAGAAAGAUGAUGACAGAUUUAAUGAAAAAUUAAAAGAAUCUGAACAACCACUGCCAAUAAACCGUAGUAGUUCAAAUAAUAUUAAUUCACAUUCCAAUGAUGACUGCCGUGACAUACUAACCGAACAUAUGAUUUCGUAUGAUGAAAACAGUAACAAUAUUAUUGAUAAUGAUAAUAACAAAGUAUUACUAUCUAAUUUAAAAGAAAUUCAUUCCGUUGAUUCCAAAUCAAACAUGACAUCUGAAUCAGGCAUAUCGUUUGAAAAUAAUGAUCCAGAUUCCGAAGAUGGAUAUGAAGAGGAUUCAGAGGAUGAAAAUGUUAUGAAUAAUAGUAAGAAUAAAAUAAAAAUCAAUCUUCAAAAUGAUGGAAAGACUCCAAAAAAUCUACCUCAAUUAAUUACAUUCGACGAACAAUCUUACGAAAAACCAAAUGAUAUUAAAGUAAAUGUUAAGGGAAGGAUUUCAAUGUUUGAACGCGCUAUGUCAGAAGAGAGGACAAUCGAGCGACCUAAGGAUAUUCCAAAAGUCACUUCUAAAUAUAAUUUUAGACAUCGUGAGACAUCAGAACCACCAUCUCAGCUCACAGUACCAAAUGUGAGAAAUAUUGAUAGCAAAACUUAUAGCAAACGUGCAGUUAGUGAAGUGAAGGAGGUAAAGAAAAACCAAAACCUCAUUGAUCUCAUUAAUCAACGCAAAUCAUUCACGCCACCACCUACAAAUGAUGAUAAUCUCCAACAAAAAUCAGUUAAAGAGAAAAUUUCAUCAUAUGAGACAGGAACAAAUGAUUCAAUCGCAAAUGAGAAGCGUGAAAAUUAUCGUCGUUAUGGAAAUACUAAAGCCAUGUUGUCGCCACUUGUACGAUCUAUUGAAGAGUCUGGUGAAGAAGAUUCAGGUGUCACAUCAGAUUUCUGUAAGCAUCAUUCAGAGAAUGAGACUGAUUCAGAGAAUUUCCCAGAAUUAAGGAAGCUAAGUCGAUAUGAAAGAGCAUCAACUCAUUCUAGAUUAUAUAAACUUUUACAAGGUGAUGAUGAUAUUCCAGAAAAACCAGAGUCUCCAGACGAGGCUGUCAAGGAACCUACAAGAAUUCCAUACAAAUCGAAGAAAAUUGUCCAUAACGUUUCUGCUACACGACGACAAAAUCCUCAAGCAGCAUUGCAGGCAGAAAGUAUGGAAGAACGUAGACAAAGAUUAUGUUUACCAUUGACACAUCAGUCAUCAUCUGGUGCAGAAAGUAUGUCAUCAUCUACAACACCUUCUCCAACGCCUGGUACAAUUAACGAGAAACUUGUUAAUGAAUUAGUUCAAAGUCUUUUGAAUCAAAAACGUGGAAAAAUGUUCCGUGACUUACCUAUAGAAAAACUUCAUGCUGCAGCAGUAAAAAUUUUACAGGAUGAUAUUGAAUCAAAUGGAACAUUUAGUUCAGCUGAUGAAUCGACAGUACCGACUGUAGAUUCUACACCAGCUUUGACACCACAGGAAUUCCGAAAUAAUAGCUCAUAUACAGAAUAUUAUGAUAGCUGGCAAACAAAGGAACUGAAUAAUUCUCAAAGUGCUGAAGACUUUAGUGACAUAACCUUAAUCCAAUCAAAAGCCUUUCGAAACUUGCAGGAUCAACAGUGUAAUACAAAUAAAAAACUAUGGUCUGCAAGGUGUCCACGAAUCUUAAGUUCUAAAAGUAUUAAUAAAGACUUGGCUCGGCUAUCCGAAGUAAGAGAAUCAGAAUCGCCCGAGCCCAUUCAUAGUCGUUCACCAUCCAUUCGUUCUAUGUCUACGGAACCAAUGUCUGGGGAAAAUAGAAUUACAAGCAUUCAUCAUAAUCAUCAAGAACGACAAAAGGCUGCUGCUAAUACAUGAGUUUCGCGCAUGAUGAACAUCAAAAAAAAAAUUAAAACUCCAUAAUAGCUGAUAUCUCUCAUUCUUUUUUUCUUUCAUCAUAUCAUGAUCACGUCUUGUACGCAUUUAACGAAAGAAAUUCAAUCAAACUUACAUCAAAUUUUAUUGGAACUAAACCUUUAAAAAUCUCUCAAAAAAAUAUUUGUAAUCAAAAUUCAAUUAAAUGAAAGGAAAUAACGAAAAAAUAUUAGGAAGCGAAUGAAAGAAAAAAAAAAUUGCAUUUAGAAAAAAAAUUGAAUGAGAAAUUGUCAAUGAUGAUCAGAAGGACCUGGUAUGUCCGAUCUCUAAACUUCUUUCUUAACCCAUGAAAGAACGCAAGAACAGAUCUGCUACCACAAACGAUGACGAUGCAGGUUGACAAAAAAUAAACUAAUAAUACCAAUUCGAAUUGCUGCUGGCAUUUAGCAUAUAGAGACAUUUUAUGAAGACACAAUCCACAGCAACAUUUAUUGUGAACAACACGAUCGAAAUUAUUAUUUUAAUUUGAUAUUUUUGCUAUUAUUACUUAUUAAUUAAUCAUUAAACAAGAAAUAAAAUUUUAACAUGUGAGUUUUUUAUUAGAAAAAGUAAAUUACGAGAAAGAUAAUUAAAAUAUAAAGCAUUAAAGAUUUAUUGGUACACAAUGAUUAGGAGAAGAAGAAAUAACAUAAAAGAAUUAUUUUUAUUGAAAAAUUAAAAAUGUUUGAUACGGAUUUACUUUUUUUAAAAUAUGUGGAUGAAAAAACUAUUUAACACUUUGUAAAAAAUUUUGUCAAUGUUUCUUCAAAAGUUUUGAAAAAUAAAAUAUAUGAAAAAAAGUUUAA
Chironomus riparius is the source of this 9489-nucleotide messenger RNA. Lineage: Eukaryota; Metazoa; Arthropoda; Insecta; Diptera; Chironomidae. The record is from the annotation of a GenBank genome assembly.